AUGAAAACACUUGGAGUUGUCUGGAAAGCAAAACCUGAUUUAUUUAGUUUUCAUUCUGUAACAACCGAAGAAAAUACGGUAUAUACAAAACGAAUUUUGCUUAAAAAAAUGACAACGUUGUUUGAUCCAUUGGGUUUUUUGGCACCAUAUAUCAUUCGAAUCAAAAUAAUUAUGCAGGAACUGUGGACUAAUGGAAUUGAGUGGGAUGAUGCAGUUCCGGAUAGGAUUGCAAAUAAUGUUGAUCAAUGGUUUCAAGAACUAAACGAUCUCCCAAAAAUAAACAUUCCCAGAUGUUUACAAACAACCUCAACAGUAACAAAUAGGUCAAUUCAUAUUUUUACGGAUGCGUCUUGUAAAGCUUACGGUGCUGUUGCUUACCAACAAUGUUUAAAUGACACAGGAGAAGUGACCUGUGUGAUCAUAAUGUCAAAAGCCCGAGUAAGUCCAUUGCAAUCUAUUAGUAUACCAAGACUUGAGUUACUUGGAGCUGUCCUCGGUUUACGACUUGCAGAGAAGAUUGUCAAAACAUUGAAGCUGGAAACUAAGGACGUAACUAUAUGGUGUGAUAGUCUUAAUGUUUUAUGGUGGAUAAAAAAUCAAAGUCGAAAGUUGAAACCAUUUGUUGCCAACCGUGUUGGAUUCAUUCAAUCAAAGACUGAACUAAAACAAUGGAGAUACAUACCAACAAAAACUAAUGUAGCUGAUUUACUAACAAGGGGAACAACAGUUAAAGAAUUAGAAAGCAAUUAUGUAUGGUGGCAUGGACCAAGUUUCCUUAAUUCUUUAGAAGAAAAAUGGCCACAGAAUCACAUUGAAGUUACACAAGAGGCUUCAAUUGAAGUAAAGAAAAAUUCAGGAUUAAUGAAUUUUGCAUUAUCCACUGAAGUAACAAAUCAAUUGCUUGAUAUAAACAAGUUCUCAUGUUGGAAAAAAAUUGUCAGGAUAAACGGCUGGAUCCAUCGGUUUAUAGGAAAUCGUCGAUUUGAAACAGACUUUCGUAAAAAGGGUGAUAUAGCAGCUGAUAAAUAUUAUGAAAGCGAAAAAGAAAUCAUAGCUAAAGCUCAAAAAGAAAGCUUUAAAAAAAAAUAUAGCAACAUUGAAAAAGGAUAA
Hydra vulgaris (swiftwater hydra) is the source of this 1110-nucleotide messenger RNA. RefSeq lists its product as uncharacterized. The record is from RefSeq and is a predicted model, not a curated record. Gene Ontology annotation, molecular function: nucleic acid binding. NCBI's taxonomy places the organism in Eukaryota, Metazoa, Cnidaria, Hydrozoa, Anthoathecata, Hydridae.